AUGAAGGAAUCUGAGACAAUUAAAGAGUACUCAGAUAGACUUAUCAAUCUGGCUAAUAAGGUAAAGCUACUUGGUGCCGAACUUUUUGAUACAAGGAUUAUGCAGAAAAUCCUUGUUACUUUACCUGAAAAGUUUGAAGCAACAAUUGCUUCACUGGAAAAUACAAAAGAUCUGUCAAACAUUACUUUGGUAGAACUUUUAAACUCUUUACAAGCACAAGAACAAAGAAGAUUGAUGAGGAAUGAGGGAACUGUUGAAGGAGCCUUGCAAGCAAGGCAACAAUUCAACUACGGAGGCAAAUGCAAGAAGCAAAAGGAGAAAAAGAGCUAUGCUACGUCAAUAGAAGUUGCUGCAACUGAUGGCAAUUCUAGCAACAACAACAACAAAGGUGGAAAGUAUCCAGCUUGCCAGCAUUGUGGGAAGAAAAAUCAUCCACACUAG
Messenger RNA from Lycium barbarum (goji berry), 441 nucleotides. RefSeq lists its product as uncharacterized. The record is from RefSeq and is a predicted model, not a curated record. Lineage: Eukaryota; Viridiplantae; Streptophyta; Magnoliopsida; Solanales; Solanaceae. The transcript has a single exon. The coding region runs from base 1 to 441 and encodes 146 amino acids.